Mytilus californianus (California mussel) is the source of this 5628-nucleotide messenger RNA. Its product is annotated as neprilysin-4-like. Bases 440 to 2773 code for a protein of 777 amino acids. Lineage: Eukaryota; Metazoa; Mollusca; Bivalvia; Mytilida; Mytilidae. Gene Ontology annotation, biological process: protein processing. Gene Ontology annotation, molecular function: metalloendopeptidase activity. The transcript has 24 exons. The record is from RefSeq and is a predicted model, not a curated record. Gene Ontology annotation, cellular component: plasma membrane.
CGAACAUAAUUUCAUUUUUUAUUUUAAGAAGACAAGUCAAAAAUGUCCAAUCGUUCUGUUUCCUGUGUUUUUUUAUAAAAAAAAAUAUAAUUGAAUUUGAUGCUAUAAUCUGUGAUAAUUAUAACAGCUAUAUUAAGUUCAAUCUGUACCAAGCAGCGUUUGUUAUCUCAGUUAUUACAAAAACAGUCUUCACGAUAUUUCCAUAUGGUAUUACGUUGCUCUACGUUACCUGCAGGUAAUCAGAAGCUCUCGUAAUAAUAUGGACAUGUGGUAAUUGGCUUUGUCAUUGGUCAGCCAAUUAGGAUCUAUCUUUUAACCGCUCCAUUUGUUUUAUGCGCAAAACAAUUUAAGAAAAUGGAUUAUACAAAUUUUAUUAUUGGAAGGAAUUCAUAACUUUUUUUUAACUCAGGUUUAAAGAAACAGUAAGGUGAGCAUUGAAAUGGAUGUAAAUGGUAAAGGGAAAUAUUACAUUCCAGAAGAUGGUGCAGCACAGGUUAAAUUUUCCAGGUCAAAACGAGAAGCAAGUAAACUUUGGUGUAAAGAGCGAACUGUAUUAGAGAGGAUAUUAUUUUGUGUAGUAUUACUGUGUAUAGGAAUUAUUGGUAUAUUAUUAGUUUUACAUGCCAUUACAUUACAGGAAAGACGGGUUGACCAAAAUCAGUUUUAUAUGAACUUAUCUAGUCAGGACAAAAGUGAAAAAGAACGAGAAAAAGCCGCGAAGAUAUGCAUGACAAGAGAUUGUGUGAAAGCAGCUGCAAGAAUAUUGCAAGGAAUGAACCCGUCAUCGAAUCCUUGCGAUGACUUUUAUGAAUAUGCAUGUGGUAACUGGAACAAAGUAAACAUCAUUCCCGAUGACAGGUCAAGCUAUAAUACAUUUGCUAAACUCUUAGAUGACCUACAAGUCAUAGUGAAAGGGCUUUUAGAGAGACCUGCAUUAUCAUCUGAAUGUGAAGCAGUGAAGAAGGCCAAAUAUUUAUACCACUCGUGUAUAAAUGAGACACUAAUUGACGAAAGGGGUAUCGAUCCAGCUUUUGAUCUGCUACAAGAGUUAGGUGGAUGGCCUGUAACGGAAAGAGAGUCAACUUGGUCAGAAGAAAAUUUUAAUUUAAUUGAUUUGAUGGUGAAGCUCAGAUUUUAUAACAAUAAAAUUUUGGUAGACCAGUGGGUCAGUGCAGACGAUAAAAACUCGGAAGUCAAUGUGAUUCAGAUUGAUCAACCUGAUUUGGGAAUGCCCGCCCGGGAAUAUUACUUGAAAGGCUUAGACGAUCCAAUUGUGCAAAUGUAUCACCGGUUUGCUGUAAAUGUAGCUGUGAUGUUAGGUGCAAACAAAACGGCGGCAGAAAUGGAAAUGAGAGAUAUGGUGCAACUUGAGGUCGAGUUAGCAAAUGUUACAGUUUCACAAGACAAAAGGAGAGACAGUGAACUCUUAUACAACAAAAUGAACAUAAGUACAUUGCAAAGAACUGUACCUCGGUUUGAUUGGUUAAGAUACCUGCAAGAAGUGUUUAAGCCUGUCAACAAAACUAUAACCUCAGCAGAAGAAGUUGUCGUUUAUGCACCAACAUACCUGUCAGAUAUGGUAGACAUUGUCAACAGAGCCAGUAGCAGGACAUUAACAAAUUAUUUGAUAUGGAGGAUAAUGAUGAAUCGAAUAACUAAUCUCCCAGCAGUGUAUAGAAAUGUUCAAAAGGAAUACCAAAAGACUAUGUAUGGUUCGGAACAAGAACUUUCAAGAUGGAGGGACUGUGUUAGUUAUGUCAACGACAAUAUUGGAAAUGCGGUUGGAAGAAUGUUUGUAGAUGACUAUUUUGAUGAAGACGCUAAAGAAAUCGCGUUAGAUAUGAUUCAUGGCAUAAGAGCUGCUUUCGGUGAAUUGCUGGAGGAAGCCGAGUGGAUGGAUGAUCCGACAAGAAAAGUAGCAAAGGAAAAGUCCGAUGCUAUUGCUGAAAAGAUAGGAUAUCCAUCUUACAUCGUAAACGAUACUGCAUUGGACGAUGCCUACAAAACAGUAACAUUUCAUCCAAAUACCUAUUUCGAAAAUGUGUUGGCGAAUCUGAAAAGUGUGGCUAUAAACAAUUUAGAAAUCCUAAGGGAACCAGUCGAUAGAACAAGAUGGUCAACAACUCCAGUUGUAGUAAACGCAUUUUACAGUUCAACCAAGAACCAGAUAAUGUUCCCAGCAGGAAUAUUGCAGCCACCAUUUUAUGGAAAAGGAUAUCCAAAAUCACUCAAUUACGGCGGUAUUGGAAUGGUAAUUGGCCAUGAGAUAACACAUGGCUUUGAUGACAGAGGGAGACAAUUUGAUAAAAACGGCAAUCUUCAGCAAUGGUGGGACAAUGAAGUUAUCACAAGAUUUAAACACCAAGCACAGUGUAUUAUUGAUCAGUACAGUAAUUUUACACUGAAAGACGUUGACAUGAAUCUGAAUGGUUUACAGACGCAAGGAGAAAACAUUGCUGAUAAUGGUGGACUAAAGCAAGCUUAUAGAGCAUAUACAAACUGGUUAAAGACACAGUCAGAAGAUGACCAUCAACCUCGCCUUCCUGGGUUAUCGGAAUUAAGUGAUCAUCACUUGUUUUUCUUAAAUUUUGCACAGGUAUGGUGUGGGACAAUGAGACCUGAAGCAUCAGUGAACCGGAUUAGAACUGGAUUACACAGUCCGGGCAGAUUCAGGGUCAUUGGAACACUACAGAACUCAAAGGAAUUUUCAGAGAUUUUCAGCUGUCCCAAUAAUUCAUAUAUGAAUCCAGCAAAGAAAUGUCAUAUUUGGUAAUUGGGAAAAUAAAGAAGCAUGCAUAAUUAAGAAGCUCUGUGUUUCAAAUUUUGAAUAUGUGAUGAACCAAUAUAAGCGAUGAGAAAAAUGAGAUUAAGAAGAGUUCAUAUUGGAAUUUGCAGUUUGAGCAGUAAAGGAAAUGACACAAGGGUCAUGUGAUAUUCAUACAGAGGAGUUAUUUGUGCCUAAGUGGACACUUUGUGUAAAUAUUCAGAUAAUACAAGAUUUUAUAUGUUGUUACAUUUUAUCAUUUUUAUAUUUGUUCUUAUACCAGAUUGACAUACUAAUAUGCCAUUUGGUGGAUCGUAAUUACAUGUGAUUCACUGAAUAAUACAUGUCAUACAUUAUUUUAAAGAUUACUUUUCCAAUUAGAAGUGUACAUCAAAACUUAAAAUAUAGAUAAUGGGCAAUGUAAGAUGUUAUACUUACAAGAUGUCAAUACUAUGUUGUAUUGCUUAAUUAAAUGUCUUAUUUCAAUAUAAUUUUAAAUAUAAAUUAUUGUACUGUCAUACUGAUAGCACACAAGUUUUGCAUAACUUUUGUUUUUUAUGUCUGUAUUGCAUAAAUUGCUGUUCUAUGACCAAUUUCAGUCAUAUCAUUAUUUACCUUUUCACUUCGCUGUACAUUUAUCUGAUGGUUCAGAAAUUGUUUCUGUUAUCAUAUUUCAUCAAUACCGGUAGAUAUAUCUCAGGUUUUUCAAUGAGUGUUAUACACUUUAUUAUAUACUGUAGACACGAGAAUGGCAAAAUUAUGAUUGUGAAAGUUGUUUUAUAAAUAACUGCCUAACAAACUUAUUUGAGGAAGAUUGAAUCAAUUAACUCUGAUUUUGUUUACUUCCUCGUUUAACAAAUAAAUCUAGUUGCAUCGUGUUAACACAGAAUUGAUAAUUAAUUGUAAAUGACGGAAACUAUUUAAAUCGUGAGCGCACAAAAAGUAUUGUUGUUGAUCACCGUUUUGUGAACCAAAGUAAUUGUUCUCUCGUAUAUUAACCCAGAUCCUAGAAAUAGAAUUAAAAGUUUCCAUUUAUAUGUCAAGUGUGCCUUUGACAAAUUUAAAGUGAGGAAUAAAUCUUGUUGGACAGCAGUGAAUCAAAUAUAUUUACAAUGAAUAUUUAUUUUGUGGCAAAGACCUUCUUUACUCUUUAUAUGGACUUCAAAAAUUAUUUGCAUAUAUGCGUAUUUGUAUAAUAUAACACAUAGUACUUUGACCAUUGUGGGUAAGAUAUAAUUUCAAUAUUUUUCAUCAUUUUUGUACAUUGAGUAAAUCAUCUCUCGCCCAAACAAAGCGCUGAAACUACAUAUGACAUGUGUAUUUUAAAUAAACCUCAUUGUUAAAAACAUGCUCAUAUUUGAACCCAUUUAUAGAUAUCCAAAUGAGGACGGGAGCGAUGUACCACGCACUAAAUAUUUACGACUAGAAGUGUUAUUUAUAGCUAACAAAAAACUGAGAGAAAUAUUCAUAAAUAUCUAUAAAUCAAAAUGUUUCAUGUAUACCCAUAAAAUGCCCCUUUAAAUCUGUACUUAAGGAUUAAUUCGGUCUUUCCACUUUGCCGACUUAUAACAAGCAAUUUGUGGAAAACAAUUGUCAUAAUCAAAAGCGUAUUAAUUGUUCGAUAGCAUAUACCAAAUAAUCAAAUAUCCUGUCGACAUAUUGAGAAACAAAAAUGCCCGAUAAGAAUUAAAAGUGGCGGAAGAAACAAAAAUCCAAAUUCAAACAAAAUCAAACCUUUUUCCACUUUUCCGUUAUUUGGUACAUGAUAUCGAACAGUUAAUACGCUUUUGAACCUGACAAAUUUUUAUCCGAACACUUUUCUAUAUAAGAGUUAUCUCCCAAAAUUAUCUUGUGUUUACUUCUCCUUCGCCACUGUAAAAGAUUAUGACAAUUGUUUCCCCCAAAUUACUUGUUAUAUCCUCAGGAAGUCGGGAAUAAUUUUGACGGAAGCGAUUUAGAGACUUCUCAUGAGAGUUAUUUAUGUAUUUCAUAUAAGUGAUAUGCAUUUGUAACUGAUAAACUAUGAUUUGUAGAAAUCUAGGGCUUUUGAUUUGAGGUCCUUGGUCCACCAAAAAAGUAAAAAAGAGGUCAAGAGAGGUCAUAUCCCUUUUUUAUUUUGUCUUAUUAUCGAUUCUCCUCAAAACACUUUGGGAUAUCUACAAAAUAUUUAAAAAAAUAUUAGUUUCCACAUGUCGAAACACAUACAUUUUGGUUGAGAGGUAAGUUAAAAUUUAAUUGAGAGUUUCCACACUUUUUAAAUUUAAAAUUAGCUGUAUGGUGAUAUACAUUUUUAGCCAUAAAUAGUAGAGACCGAUUGACUUUUGAUUUGAGGUCUUUGCUUUAUGGUUUAGAAAUUGAUGUCAAGUUUAAAUUUUAAUUUGGCGUUCUCGAUAUUGACCUAUGCUGUAACUUUUUAUUGGUAAAUACUAAAGCCUUAGGGUAUUUUAUUUUGGCUGUUUUGAAAACCCGAAGCUCCCAUUUUUGUCUUAUUUUCUUGAAAAAUUACAAAAAACAGUGUGAAGAAAGGUUCAAAUGAAACUGGAAAUGAAACUUUGUAAACAGAAGAACCUACUUAUCUCCCUUAUUUGUAGCAAAAACAUACAGAAACCAGAUAUUAUUGCAAUAAGCGAAAAUUCAGCUAUUAUCUGACACCAAAAUUGAAAUUUGAGACCGGAAGUGAAUAUUUGUGCAUUUAAGGUGGAAAGACCUUCAGUUGUUUUCUGAACAAUUGGUUAGAGAACAAUUGUUUUUUUUAAUGGUUUCUUAUUUCUUUUGUAUACUGAAGUGCAUUUUCAUUAUUGUGUAUUGAAUAUCUUUUUCUAGAUGCCCUUCCAUAAAUUGACACCAAUAAAAAAUUUCAACUA